Messenger RNA from Ixodes scapularis (black-legged tick), 2496 nucleotides. Its product is annotated as glycine-rich cell wall structural protein 1.8. Lineage: Eukaryota; Metazoa; Arthropoda; Arachnida; Ixodida; Ixodidae. The transcript has 5 exons. The record is from RefSeq and is a predicted model, not a curated record. Bases 1 to 2109 code for a protein of 702 amino acids.
AUGCGGCUGCAGCGAACUCAGGCCUACAAACUAACGAUGCCUGCGGCGAUGACGCAAUCGGGAUACUUUGUGGUCGAUUCGCAAUGCGGACUGAAGUCGUCUUACCGAGACUUGGAACUGCAAUGGAUUCAAAUAGUCACUGAUCUAUCUCCAUCAGCACCACACAUGCAGUCCCACCAGUUGAAGGAAGACACUCCACGUCCGUCUGCGACCCAGACUGAAAGCCGCCAGCAAGCGUCACUGAACAAGAGAGCGGCAAUACUAGCGUGCAAAACGCAAGCCCUGCAAGUCAAGACAGCCUUCCUGACGCCAAAGCUUUCUUUCGCCUUCCUGGCCGCCCUUGUGGGUGUAUCCCUUGCCGGCCACCUUAGCGGCGGCGGCGGUGGCAGCGGCGCACACCACGGGCACAGCAGCUAUGGGUCCGGACUCGCCUCUGGGGGACUUGGCGGCUACGGAGCUUCUAGCUAUGGUGCUGGUGCUGGCGGCUACGGCGGUAGCGGCCUCGGCGGCCAUCACUCUGGCAGCUACGGCGGCGGUCUCGGAGGCUCCUCUGCUGCUGCGGGAGGGCCUGCGCAUUCGUCUUACUCGGCCGGGGCCGGAACGGGAGGCUACGGAGACGGUGGAGCCGGUAGCUAUGCUGGAGGCGCCGGUCCCUCCGGAAGCUACAGUAUAGGAACUGGAGGCUACGGCGGUAGCACUGGCGGCUACGGCGGUGGCACUGGCGGCUACGGUGGUGGCUCUGGUGGCUAUGGAGGUAGCACUGGCGGAUACGGUGGUAGUACUGGUGGCUACGGAGCCGGCGCCGGGAGCUACGGUCCCGCCAGUGGUGCUGGCUCUUACGGAGGAGGAACCGGCAGCUACAGUGGAGGCCUCGGCGGAUACACAGGUGGAGCUGUGGGCGGCUACACGGGAGCAUCUGGCGGCCACGGAGGAACCUCCGGUGGGUAUGGGGGAGGCGCGGGAGGUCACUCAGGCAGCACUGGCAGCUACGGCGGCGGAACCGGCGGCUACGGAGGUGGUUCUGGCGGCUAUGGCGGCAGUACUGGUAGCUACAGCGGUGGCGCUGGAGGCUACAGUAGUGGGGCUGGUGGCUACGGAGGCAGCGGCGGCAGCGGCGGACUGUCGGGAGGCGGCUACUCCAAGUUCAAGGCUAGCAAGCUCUCUGCUGGCGGAGCUGGCGGCUACGGCGGUGGUGGUCUUGGGGGCGGAAGCCUCGGAGGUGCUGGACUUGGCGGUACAAGCCUCAGCAGCGCCCUGGGUAGUGCUCUCGGCAGCGCGGGUCUCGGGGGAUCUGGCGGCUUCGGUAGCGGUGGAUUUUCUGGAAACGCUGUUACCAUUCCAGCCAAGGUAAUCGUCCUGAAGGUUCCCAUCUCGGACGCCGGCGCUGGCGCAGGCGCAGGUGCGGGCGAUUUCUCUUCGGCUCAAGGUGGCUAUGGAUCCGGAGGACCGAGCGCCGGAGGCUAUGGCGCUGCCGCGGGACCCGCCGCGGGCGGCUACUCUUCUCUGGGACAAGCCGGAUAUAGCGUAGGCGGUCCAUCGGGUGGAGGCUACGGUACCUCGGGAGGACUUUCUUCAGGUGGCUAUGGAUCAUCCGCUGGAAGCUACGCUGGCGCUGGACCAACCUCUGGCGCAGGCUUCGCUGGAGGACAUCACGGAGGUUACGGGAGCGGUGGCGCGAGUGGUGGCGCUCUUUCCGGAGGGAAGGGUGGUUUUGGUGGUGGACUCGGUGGCUACGGCGGCAGCAAAAGCGGCUUCGGCGGUGGGGGCUAUGGAUCCGGUAAGGGUGGCCACGGCGGUAAAGGGGGCUUCGGAGGAGGUCAUCACGGUGGCUUUGGCGGCAGCAAAGGUGGCUACUCCAGCGGCGGCCUGGGAGGCGGACUUGGUGGCGGACUUGAUGGUGGGCUCGGAGGUGGACUCGGUGGUGGGCUAGCGGGCUCCGGUGGCGGCCUGUCCGCCGGGCAUCAUGGCGGCUACUCUGGAGGCGGAAGCGGUGGUGGCAAGGGUGGUUUCGGAGGCGGACACCACGGAGGCUACGGUGGCGGUGGCUACGGAAGCGGCAAGGGCGGCGGCAGCUACGGUGCUGGCGGCUCGAAAGGUGGCUACUGGUGAUCCCGCUUGGAAUUUCUGUUACCAGUGCCGUUUCUAAUCGUGUAAUUUCACCGAGAACGGACGGUUGCAUUAUUCCUUUUAUUGCUGCUGCUUCUGCUACUGAACAAACGAAGAACUGUUCCCCGCUGGUGCGUGACUUAUCGAAUGUCAACUGGGGAAACAUCCACACAUGUCCAUGGAGCUACGGAGCCAUCCUUGCAUGAGCGGCCCGCAAUCGGACAAUGCGAGAGACGAUGGACCAGGCAGUGUUGGCCAUGCUGCCCAUUUCAAAGUGAACUGAUGAUCUCCACUACUUGUAGAGACACCACGAAACACAAAUCCACAAAUACUGCGCACGAAUGAGUGAUUGUGUAAUUUAACUGCGAAGAAUAAAAGCUCUCACAUGUC